Molecule: messenger RNA, 1434 nt
Organism: Fusarium verticillioides 7600
Lineage: Eukaryota; Fungi; Ascomycota; Sordariomycetes; Hypocreales; Nectriaceae
Product: dynactin 5
Exons: 2
Coding region: 469-1059 (196 amino acids)
Source: RefSeq, a predicted model, not a curated record
AGACCAAGGUAUUCAAUGUUGGCUCCAACGUCCUUCAAGGCUCAGCAAGGCUUUCUUUGUUCUGAAAUAGCAUUCAUCAUGUUGGUAAGAUUGUUUGCCAGCUCAUUACCAACAGUAGUUACUGGGCUAGUUUUCUCGUCUGGUUAUCUCUUUACUCCCAUUCAACAGCAAAUUAGAUUCUGUUUACACAGCAUAUCAUAUGAUUCGAUAAUUGCAGCAUCUAUUGACCUGUUACGCAUUGCCUUGCGUUGUCGUGCCUUGCCGUGCCUUGGCUUUGCUGCAUCUAUGUAAUUGAGGCCCCCGUGCUGUAAAUGCGGCCCCACUUGUCCAUGACAUUGGAUCGGCCUAGGUAGGUACCUAGCGACCGGUCGCCAAAACAACCUAAACUCCAAACACCGCCCGAUCUCUCCUCCAUCUCCGUCUCCGCCUCCGCCUCCGGCCCUCCACCGGCUUCAAGCACCGCCCAUCAUGUCUCGCCGAGCUCCCAAGGGCGAGUACAUCGAGACUGACACUGGUAACAAGGUCGCUCGCAAGGCUGUCCUCGUCGGUACUCAAAACAUCAUGCUCGGCGGCAAGACCGUCAUUCAACCUGAAGUCAUGAUCCGCGGUGAUCUCGCUCGAACAGCCACAUCGUCAUCCUCUGGCGCCUCGCCAGCGAACAACACAGCCGUCGCCAUCGGCCGAUACUGCUUCCUAGCUCGAGGUGUCCUGCUGCGUCCACCGGGCCGCAUAUACAAGGGCGCAUUCACAUACAUGCCCCUACGCAUAGGAGACCACGUCUUUGUUGGCCAAGGGACAGUAGUGCAAGCUGCAGCUGUGGGGAAUCACGUACAUAUCGGAAAGGGAUGUACGAUUGGAGAGUUUGCUAUCUUAAAGGACUACGUCAAGGUAUUGGAUGGGACGGUUGUGCCGCCGAGUAUGGUCAUUCCAAGCUUUUCGAUCGUUGCGGGACAGCCGGCUCAGGUUAUCGGUGAGAUCCCUGAGGGAGGUUAUGAUGACUUUGAGUUGAGGGAUAUGUACAAGACUGUGGGAAAUAAUCCCCAUCCUCCAGCGUCAUGAGAGUGUCGUGACAGGCCGGGGGUCGGUGUGCAAAUCAGCAGAGAGGAGCAUACAUCUUAUACGUUGGGAGGCAACGAGGUUGAUAAAAACCAGGACCUGAAUGAAGGGCCACAUCUCAUGGCGGGAUAGUACGCAGCACAUACCUACGACUUUACAGUACUCGAUAGGACGACGGGGAUGGACUCUGGCAGGAUUCAUUUCUGAGGUUUAGCUGGCACAAAGGAACCUCUCCAUUCUACUGACCAUGAUGGACAAAACCAAGCUCCAAGAACCUGCAUGGCCCUUCAAAGCAUAUAAACAAACAGGGCGAUAUUCACGGGAGGAUCAAGUUAGUUAUUUAGAUAAAUGUUAAUGAUACCCUUUUAUGCGUACGUA